CGUAAUUUUUAGUUCCAACAUAGUCUCAUCAGAGUUUAUUAUAAAAAAUCACUGUUAUUAUAGAGACAGAGACCGGACAGGAUCUAUUAUUGUUGAUAAUUGAAGAGACAUAGACAGUACAAGGGUUUAACACAUUUCCGAAAGUCAUGGUUUUCACAAAAUUUGGUGGUGCAUCGUUGUCUUCGCUGAUCACCAAAACCCAGGAAGGAAAAGUCUAGUCAAGAUUCUUCCUGUAUGAAGGGUACAAUAUAUAUAUAUGAUGUAUAUACGUGAGUGGGAUGUAUGAGUGCCUUUCAAAAUCUUUACAAGAUUAAUAAAAGAUUCAAACAUUAUUUCGUAUUUGUAUGAAGAAAGCAUCAAUGGGCGAGUUUCCAUUUGUGUUAGUAUUGCUGCUUUUCCUUUGUACACCAAUUUUUGCAGUUGAUAGCUUAAGACAAGUGGAUUCUAUCUCUGAUGGCAGAACCUUGGUCUCCCAAGAAGGAAGGUUUGAGCUUGGUUUCUUCAGUCCAGGAAAUUCCAAAUAUCGUUACUUGGGAAUUUGGUUCAAAAACAUCUCUGUUCAAACUGUUGUUUGGGUUGCCAACCGUUACAAUCCAAUAUACGACAUGUCGGGUUCGUUGCAUUUCAACAGCAGUAGCACAAAUCUUGUUCUGUUCGGACAGAACAAGACAAUCGUUUGGUCAUCGACGACACCAACGAGUCUAGAAAGAAAUCAAGGCCAAAAGCCAAUUCUUAUGCUUUUGGAUUCUGGAAACCUGGUGAUCAUAGAUGAGAAAAAUAGAAACUCAAAAACAUAUUUAUGGCAAAGCUUUGAUUAUCCUUCUGAUACAAUGUUACCUGGUAUGAAAACAGGGUUCAACAUAAGAACAGGGCAUACUUGGCUUAUGACAGCAUGGAAGAGUGCAGAUGACCCUUGUCCAAUCGAUUUGACUUGUGGGAUGGAGCCUCAUGCUUACCCUGAAUUAUCUAUUCGAACGGGCAAAAGGAUUUACUAUCGUCAUGGCCCAUGGAACGACCUUCGUUUUAGUGGCACACUUCAUUUGAGGCCAAACCCGAUUUGUGACUUGGAAUUUGAACACGACGAUAAUGAAGCUUUUUUCAGGUACUUUAUCAAGGUUAAAUCUAUCAUCAGCAGAAUAAUCAUCAAUCCUACAACCAGUGCCCGCGAACGAUAUGAUGGACCGAAGCAGAGAACUCUUUGAGUCUUUACUCUUCAGCUCCCAUAGACUACUGUGAUAGCUAUGGACUAUGUGGAGUCAAUGGCAAGUGUGUUGGAAGCUCUAACCCAGUCUGCCAAUGUCUUAAAGGGUUUAAGCCCAAAUCUCAGGUGAAUUGGAA
This is a messenger RNA of Humulus lupulus (European hop), 1338 nucleotides long. RefSeq names its product G-type lectin S-receptor-like serine/threonine-protein kinase At4g27290. The coding region runs from base 345 to 1202 and encodes 285 amino acids. The record is from RefSeq and is a predicted model, not a curated record. Lineage: Eukaryota; Viridiplantae; Streptophyta; Magnoliopsida; Rosales; Cannabaceae. The transcript has a single exon.